UGCCUUAUUCAGUUACCGAGAUGACUUUAUAGUGAAGGAUAUACAAACACCGGUUCUUUAAAAACCCACGACCGCUGUGACGAAACGCUCGUCUUCUUUACAAGGUUUACUUACGAGAUGUCAGAAUACUAUAACCAAGAACGCAAUCAAGGCGAAUCUCAAAGCUACCAAGGUGGUGGUGGUCAAUAUGGUCGCCAGCAAGAAAACGAACAGUAUGGUGGUCAACAGGGUUACCAACAGGGCGGUCAACAAGGCUACCAACAAGAAUACCAACAAGGUGGCCAGCAAGAAUACCAACAAGGUGGCCAGCAAGACAAGGGAAUGUUCUCGUCCAUUCUCUCCCAGUUCACUGGUGGUGGUGAUAAUGAUGAUGCUCCACAUAACCGCCCUGCUGGCCAAGAAGAAAUCCAGCAAGCCGCUAACGCUCAUCAACAAAUUUAUAACGAGUCUCCCCAGGGUCAACCCAGCUCCGAGCACUCCUCAAGCGACCUCGGUUCAGCUGCUGCUAUGCAAGCUAUGAAGAUGUUCUCCGGAGGUGGCGGUGGCGGUGGCAGCAGCGAGCUUAUUGGUCUUGCUAUGGGUGAAGCUACCAAACUAUUCAACGCUCAAGGUGGUGGUGGUGACAAGAACGCUAUCGUUUCAUCUGCUGCUCAAAUGGCCAUGAAGUUCUACAUCAGCAAGCAGAUGGGUGGUGGCGACAGCGGUAGCGGUGGCCUUGGAUCUAUUAUGGGAAUGCUUGGCGGUGGUGGCGGCGGUGGUGGUGGCAUGGCCUCCAGCUUGAUUAGCAAACUUUUGUAGUUUUAAAUAAAGCCUUAUAGAUGUUUCAUCACAUCUACUACAUGGAAACGAUUUAUAACUACUGCUCAUGUGAAAUGUAGCCUCUGCCGAUUAUUUUUUAUAAAAUCCGACUUACACAUACUUUCCCCA
This is a messenger RNA of Umbelopsis ramanniana AG, 927 nucleotides long. RefSeq lists its product as uncharacterized. NCBI's taxonomy places the organism in Eukaryota, Fungi, Mucoromycota, Umbelopsidomycetes, Umbelopsidales, Umbelopsidaceae. The coding region runs from base 118 to 798 and encodes 226 amino acids. The record is from RefSeq and is a predicted model, not a curated record. The transcript is spliced from 5 exons.